AUGCCUAAUGCUGUCUGUUUGUUUCCAAUGGAUCCAGACUUGGAGGAGGCUUUCAAUGAUGUUCAGAGCUCCGUCUACAGAACAGCCCUAAAACUCCGCUCAGUACAAAGUCUAUGCCAGUUGGAUUUGGUUGAUGUUUCUCUGAUUCAGCACAUCCUAUCAAGUGAACAGAGCCAGAGGGAAGAACAUGUUUCUCUGAAUGUGCAGCAGAUCUCUGGAAUGCUGAUGAAACUGUUCCAAAGGGCAAGAUUAGAAAAACCAGGCCAGGUAGAUCCAAGAGCUGCUGAAUUCACGCUGAGCCUCCUAGUUGCCGUGUAUGACAGAUCUGGAACAGGGUAUGUCAAAGCUAGAUCUGCUGCAGUUGCCCUAAUUGCCCUUUCAGGAGACACUCUACUGGCUAAAUACAGAGCUUUCUUCCGGUUUUAUGCUGUCCUUCGUGAGAAAAUGGCCUUGAUUACCCGUAGUGCCCUGAGAAGCCUACUAACAGACUUAAAUCAGAUCCCAGCCAUUGUGGGAGAAAGCUGCACUCAGUCUUCUGUGGAAAUUGCUGCUCAUGACUGUUUCCAUGGAGUUCUGAAUUCAGCUAUUGAUGAAGAAAAAUUCCUGUCUUGGCUGAGAUCAGAACCUGCUGUUCUCUUGUGGCUCCCUACAUGUUACAGAUUAUCAGCUACAGAAAUGGUUUCUCACCAAGCUAGAUGUAGAGUCUGCAAAGUUUUUCCCAUUACAGGCCUCAGGUAUCGCUGUUUGAAGUGCCUCAAUUUUGACCUUUGCCAAGUCUGCUUUUUCACUGGUCGUCUCUGCAAACCACAUAAGAGAUCACAUCCUGUUGUGGAACACUGUGUACAGAUGUCAGCAAAGGCGAAUGCAAAGCACUUUCUCCUCACCAUCAGGAACAACCUGUUUCAAGAGUGUUGCAGAAGAAAGGAGGCUCAGAAAGGAAAGGUUCUAGAGACAGAGGAGGAGGGGCACUUCCCUACUCACAGAAAUACUUUUCCUCCUGCAGAACUCAGUGCUUCACCACUACCUGACCCUGAAAGCCUGUCUUUCCCAGUGGACAAUUGUGUCCCAGAGUCACCCAGGUUCAUAUCUGAAAACAGGAAUGUAAUGCAGAAGAGUGAAAAUGACAGUAGGACACUGGAGCAAGGCAAGACAACAGCUCAGGCAAUAGCCACUUUUGAAACAGAUCUGUUAAAAAUGCAUGAAUCCAUCAAAAGCAUUCACAGUAACAGCAGGUACGUGAAACAGCAGUUCAACAAAUGGAAGGACAAAAUGCAGUAUCUUCACAACUGCCAGGAAGAAAAAAACUGCAAAAUAGAGGCAAAACUCCAAAGACUGAGAGCAAACCAUGAAAACCUCCAAAUGACUCUGCAGCAAAUGAAGCAAGAAAUACAGACAAUGUUACAGUCAUCAGAGCAUCCUUUUGCACAGUGUCAGAAUAUGAUGUCAAGAAAUCCACAUGUUCAGAGGAAAGGAGAGGGCAGUUUAGAUCCUGUCCAAACAAGCCCUACUUCCAGAACACAUGCAGAUGAGAAAUCUUUGAAUCCCCCCAACUCUGCAACUAGAAUGCAGCUCUUACAGACAUAUGAGGUUCCCACUGAAGAGGAGCCUCAGAUGACCUUGUUCUCAGAUGACCCUCUGGAGUCAGUGUCCCUGCAGAGUGACAGACCCUUUGUGAGACAGUAUAAAAAAGCAACAGAGGAUCAAACGUAUCUGCCUAAAUUGACAGAAAACUCUCUCAGUGGCACCAUGAGAAAUACAAUUCUUACUCCCACUGCAGUGCAGAUACCACUUGAUGAGAAGGAAGUCAGAGAGGAAGUGGAACUGCAGCAGCUAAUGAUGAAACUGAAGGAUGCAUUGUCUCUCCAAACCCAACCAGAUCAACACUCUGCUUUGCAGCAGGAGUUUUUCUCUACAGCUGAGCAAGUUUGCAGGUCCUUUUCUGACCUCAUCAACCAAGUAAUUUCACCAUCUUGUAACUGA
Acanthisitta chloris (rifleman) is the source of this 1980-nucleotide messenger RNA. It is a transcript of the gene DYTN, whose product is annotated as dystrotelin. The transcript has 15 exons. The record is from RefSeq and is a predicted model, not a curated record. Gene Ontology annotation, molecular function: zinc ion binding. Lineage: Eukaryota; Metazoa; Chordata; Aves; Passeriformes; Acanthisittidae. Gene Ontology annotation, cellular component: plasma membrane. Bases 1 to 1980 code for a protein of 659 amino acids. Gene Ontology annotation, biological process: synaptic signaling.